CCAAUCUCUCUCACCUCUGGCGAAGGUUUCUUCAUGAGGUUUCGCGGUUAUCCGAUGCUCUAUGGACCAUGGAGACCACAGAGGAGCCCCAGAUGAACGGCCCUGAUCCGCCCGAGCCCGAUCAUGGCCUCCUUGCCGAGCUCGAGUCCCUCCGCCUGGAGCACCAGAACCUCCAGUCACAGUCGGCGGAGAUGGAGGACACCCUAGCCCUCGCCCGGCGCCAGAGAGACGAUUGCGUCAGCGAAAUCACCAACCUGUCCAACAUCAUCGAGGACCUCUGCAGCGAAAGGGACCAGCUUUCAUCGAGGGUUGGCGAGCUCGAGAAGUCGCUCAGCGAGAAGGAGGAUGACUGCGCGAGGAAGUUCGAGGAGGAGAUGAGGGAGAGAGAGGGUCUGAGGGUCGAGAUCGAAGUCUACAGGGGGAAGUUCGAAUCUUUGGAGAGGGAGACGGAAGAGAGGAGCGGGUUUCUGUCGAGAAGCCUGGACUUGAUUCGGGGGGCGAAGGAGGGACUUAUUAGGGUUCUUGAGGUCGUCGAUGAUGAUAAGAUUGCCGAGAGAUCACUGGGCGAUGCAAAUAUCGGAAAUGGAGAGCUGGGAAUCGAUGAGGAAUUGGCUCCUAUGUGGGAGGAGAUAAAGGAGGUGAGGAAGCUCGUUGAUUUGGCGGAAGUGAAAAUGAGCGAUUACAAGGAGCUGAGGAAGAAGGAGAAGAAGCAGCUGGAGAGCAGCGUGGUGAGCCUGACGGAGGAAAAUCGGGACAUCAGUAGCUUGCUGAGAGUAGCGCUGAUCGAGAAGGAGGCCUUGGAGAAGAGCUUGAAUAAGUUGAAGGGUAACACUGAGCAGAAAAGGGUCCCCUUGUUGCAUUUUGCUGAGCGAGGGCUGCAGAGGGUCGGCUUCGGGUUUAUGAUGGGGAGUGGCGGGACUAUGGAGCAACCAAUGGUUGAGGGCUCGGGGGCAUCCAGCACGGGAAGUAAGUCAGACGGCAGUGAGUGUGAGGAGGACGUUGUUAGUCUGGCUUCUACCGUGGAGAAGAUAAUGAAGAACUUGAGGCUCGAGAUCUCUCAGUUGAGGAGUUCUUUGGACGAAGCUAGGUCAGAUAAUGAGCGCCUACAGAGCCUUACAACGAAACAAGCUCAGGAAAUCACUGAGAACGCCCUGUACAUUAGAGAACUGGAAGAAAGGGAGAGGCUAUUAGCUCAAAAUAUCGAAGACCUCCUAACUGAGAUCAAAGAGACGGAAUCGGAGGUUGCCAGAUGGAGAGAAGCUUGCGAGUUGGAAGUUGAAGCUGGGAAACAUGAAGUCGAAGAGCGCGAUAAAGUGGUCACCAUCCUACAACAAGAGCUCGAGAAGACAAGGACAGCGUUGGAGAUCUCCAAUGGAAAGCUGAAGCUGAAGGAGGACCUUGCGGCCGCUGCAAUGGCUGCCCAAGCAGCAGCUGAGAAGUCUCUCCAGCUAGCCGACAGUAGAGCUGCAGGGCUGCGGGAGCGGAUCGAGGAGCUAACAAGACAGCUUGAAGAGGCGGAUAGUCGGGAGAGGAGCGGACGGAGUAGGAUUAGGCACAUCUGUUGGCCCUGGAGGCCCUUCAAAGUGAACCCUGCGAAUCACGCUGCCACUCGGUUUCCUAAUGUAAGGAGGAUGCUGCCAGAAAUGCAAUCUCUGCUUCCCUACAAUGUCUAAUUUAUGGUCGAGAAACCACAAUCAUCUUCUCUCUUUGUUCUUGCUUACAAUAUUUGUCUAGUCUGCAAUUCCUUUUGGUUGUAUGGUUAGUUACGAGGUAUAUAGGAGUGUUUUGUGCUUGUGGAUAGCAUGUCACUUGACCAUAUUUUCACGAUUUCGUUUAUUCAUUUUUCAUAGCGAUUCUUUGA
This is a messenger RNA of Punica granatum (pomegranate), 1861 nucleotides long. The record is from RefSeq and is a predicted model, not a curated record. Lineage: Eukaryota; Viridiplantae; Streptophyta; Magnoliopsida; Myrtales; Lythraceae.